AUGCUGUCCACCUUCAUAAGGCAUCCCAGCUACAAUCCAACAUCCAAAGCGAACGACAUCGCACUGGUGCAAACGUUUGACACGAUCGUCUUCAAUCCGGGCGUCGGUCGGGUGUGUCUUCCGUUCCGAUUCGGUACGUCUAGUUUCGAGAAUGCACGGCUCAGUGCGCUUGGCUGGGGUGCGAUCGACUUCGGUGCUCCAUCGUCGAAAGAGCUGCUGCAGACAACGCUGUCCGUGGUGUCGUCCACCAGCUGCGGUACGAAGCUCUUCCGGACGAUUCUUGCGUCGCAGAUGUGUACGUUCGCUGCCGGUAAUGAUACCUGCCAGAAUGAUUCGGGUGGUCCACUGUACUAUACCGAUCCGAACAGCCAACUGGUCUACAGUAUCGGUGUGGUAGGGUUCGGUGUGGCCUGCGCAUCGAGCUUCCCGAGUGUGAACACGAGAGUUACCUCGUAUUUGGAUUGGAUCAGCAGUACCACAGGGUAUACGUUCUGUGAGAAGUAGUGCGAGUAUACGCUGUAGGGUAUCUGAUGAGUCUAUUCGGGACUUAAACCCAUGACGGGCUUGUUGUAACAUCGUACGAGAU
Molecule: messenger RNA, 586 nt
Organism: Anopheles arabiensis
Lineage: Eukaryota; Metazoa; Arthropoda; Insecta; Diptera; Culicidae
Product: venom serine protease-like
Exons: 2
Coding region: 1-504 (167 amino acids)
Biological process (GO): proteolysis
Molecular function (GO): serine-type endopeptidase activity
Source: RefSeq, a predicted model, not a curated record